CUACAAUCAUGUCAGACAAAGACAAGAGUGAGCUCAAAGCAGAACUAGAGCGUAAAAAACAGCGCCUGGCUCAAAUCAGAGAGGAAAAGAAGAGGAAAGAAGAGGAGAGAAAGAGAAAAGAAGCUGAUCAGAAAAAAGAAGUGGUACAGAAUGAAGAACUGGACAUUGAGAAGAAACGCAGGGAAGCUGAUGCCUUGCUACAGAGCAUGGGUAUAACAUCCGAGCCCUCUAUUGGUAUGUAUAUGGGGUUAAUUGAUCAGGUAACUUUUACCAUAUUCUUUAUGCAACUAAAUGUGAGGCAUUUUUUUCUGUCUUCUGAAGAAAUGUAUGCUUCUGAAUUCAGAAUGUGACCUGAAGUCGAAGAACUGGAGAUAGCGAUAAAAAGUGUUGUGUGUUAACCUGCAGUGGGAGUGGUAUUUGUUGCACAGUUGGCUACAUUUCACUAAUUAUAUGCUUUUAAAGUCUAACCUUUUUCUUUCACCAGCAGAG
Molecule: messenger RNA, 489 nt
Organism: Callorhinchus milii (elephant shark)
Lineage: Eukaryota; Metazoa; Chordata; Chondrichthyes; Chimaeriformes; Callorhinchidae
Gene: dync1i1a
Product: cytoplasmic dynein 1 intermediate chain 2
Exons: 2
Coding region: 9-350 (113 amino acids)
Source: RefSeq, a predicted model, not a curated record